GGAGGGGGGAGAAUCAGCUCAGCACCUCUCCUCCAUCAGGAACAAGGAAACACGGUGGGGCAGGCCCGGGAGAAGACACAGAGUCACAAAGAUGAGCAGCCAGGUGCACGAGUAGAGGUCAGGGAGGGAGUUGGUGUGGGACGUGGGUGCAUCCCUACCGGAUGACAGGUCCAAAGUAGCUCAGGUCAAGUCCUGUCCUGUGAGGACGAAAAGAAGAGCCCUGUUUCUCCCAAUAGGUCGUCCAGUUUGCCAUCACCAUGGGAGAGUGGACCAUCCUGGAGAGGCUGCUGGAGGCAGCUGUCCAGCAGCAUUCCACCAUGAUCGGACGGUGGCCAGACAAAGGAGACCAAAGGGAUGUCCGUGUUGCUCUGUUUCUGCUGGAUAUGAUCCUGCUGACAGUGGUGGUGAUUUUCCGUAUCCUGAUAGUAGGCAUCGUGGGAGAGAAAGUGUACGAGGAUGAGCAAAUUAUGUUCAUCUGUAACACCAUGCAGCCUGGGUGCAACCAGGCUUGUUAUGACAAGGCCUUUCCAAUCUCCCACAUCCGCUACUGGGUCUUCCAGAUCAUCUUGGUGUGCACGCCGAGCCUGUGCUUCAUCACGUAUUCUGUCCACCAGUCAGCUAAAGCGCGUGACCGUAGCUACUCCCUGUUGCAUCCACACAUGGACCACCAUGGUCACGGUCACCACAGUCGCCAUCACGACCAUCAUGCUCGCAAACUUCACGCUCGCAACAUCAACGGCAUCCUGGUGCACCCGGACAGCAGUAAGGAGGAUCAUGAAUGCCUGGAGGUCAAGGAGAUACCAAACGGUCCCCGGGGACUCACUCAGACGCAUAAGAGUUCUAAAGUGCGCCGGCAGGAAGGGAUCUCCCGCUUCUAUGUCAUCCAGGUGGUGUUCCGCAAUGCACUUGAGAUUGGCUUCUUAGCUGGCCAGUACUUCCUGUAUGGCUUCAAUGUGCCAGGGAUGUUUGAGUGUGAUCGAUACCCAUGUGUGAAGGAAGUGGAGUGCUAUGUGUCUCGGCCCACAGAAAAGACCGUGUUUCUGGUCUUUAUGUUUGCAGUAAGCGGUAUAUGUGUAGUGCUCAACCUGGCUGAGCUCAACCACCUCGGCUGGAGGAAGAUAAAGACGGCCAUCCGGGGAGUGCAGGCACGCAGGAAGUCCAUCUGUGAAGUCCGCAAGAAGGAUGUUUCCCACCUGUCCCAAGCGCCCAACUUGGGCAGGACCCAGUCUAGUGAGUCAGCCUACGUCUGACAGAGGCUUCUCUGCCUGGGAACACAAGGACCUCUUAUAUUUUGGAGAAGACCUUUUCCCUGGCCCAGUACCCCUAAUCAUUAGGGUACGAAAGUGAAAGCAACACUUUCGAGUAGCACAGAGAGACUCUGUGUAGGCUUGUUGACUCCUCAAGACAGGAGAAUACACUGGUUAAAAAGGAACUUGUGUUACUGUAACAAAACUUACUUUGAAACCUUGAAGACUUCUACUUGGCUUAUGUGACACUUUGUGCCUUCAAGGAGAACACGGCAUGGACUAACCGUAGCAAGUACUUGUGAAAAUGCACGAAGGAUGGCCUGAGGUUGAUGUCUUUCAUGAUUUCUCAUUGCAGUAGCUCAGAAUAUUAUCCUCUUUUUCCAAAUAAAUGUGCAUAUGCAAGAGCUUAAGAAUGUGCAUGCAAAUGCAUGUGUACGUUGGAUCAAAUACCUGACUUUAGCCAGAAAAUGGAAUGCUAAGCUAAGCUAAAAGCAAGAAAAUCUUAUUUUACGUGUUUGUUUAUAAUCUUUGUGUAAAGUCCACCACCGAGAGGCACUGUUUCAAAUUCAGCUAAAAUUAAGAAAUAUACACAAUGUAAAAGGUUUUAAAGCCACUAAAACACUUAGUGGCUGGAAUUCAUGUUUGUUUUUGUGUGUCAGAGGUUUUUAAAAUGUGAUACUAUUUCACAUACUUUUAUUUACAUUAGGUGCCAAACAGACUACCGCAUUUGCCAUAAAACUGUUGCUAGUAAGUUGUUAACAAAGCGCAACCAUGCUAACCCACAAACCACAUGGCACAAUAGUGAUGGGUUAGAUUGACUGCCAGACAUUGUUUUUGCCUGUAAAGCGAGGCAUUUAAUCUCACACAUUACCAAAAACACAAAACAAUGGUUGUCUAAACGGUUAUUAUAGUUACAUAUUAUUAAUUCAACGAGAAUGAGUACUGUAAUCAAGUAUCUACACAAGCAACUUAUUUCACAAGCAGAUUUCGUGCCAUGUUUCAAAAAAAUUUGUACAUAGAUGAAAUGACAGCUUUUACCCCCCUCUGUGUGGGAUAUUUAGGAUUCACUUGGACUUGGGAACUGUGAUUCAGGUGGUAAUACAAUUUAUUUAUUAUAGAUUGUUAGCUUUAAUGCUAUAUAUUAAUAAUGUACUCUUUGAUAAGCCUUCACCCUCAAACAGAAAUUAUGUUCCAAAAAGUGUUUUCACCUUGUGGACUUUGAAAAAGGCAUGUACUGAAGCAUUAUUGUAAUAGAAUGGAUAGAUUAUGACAUGUAACUUAUAAGAGAGAUGUUUAUUUAUUUGCAUCUUGCUUCUGUGAAAUGUAAUAAUAAGCAUGUGUUAAGAUGAAAAAUAUAAGAGGUAUGAGCAUAGCAUCCCUUUGUAGGAAUACUGGCAUUGAGUACCCGAAUGGCUCCAGAAUUGCAGCAAUAAUAUAUGUAGUAUGUGAAAAAAAAAAUGUGAAUAAAUUAUUAUGCAAACAGUGA
Thalassophryne amazonica is the source of this 2733-nucleotide messenger RNA. Its product is annotated as gap junction delta-2 protein-like. The record is from RefSeq and is a predicted model, not a curated record. The transcript has 3 exons. Gene Ontology annotation, cellular component: connexin complex. Gene Ontology annotation, biological process: cell communication. NCBI's taxonomy places the organism in Eukaryota, Metazoa, Chordata, Actinopteri, Batrachoidiformes, Batrachoididae. Bases 258 to 1250 code for a protein of 330 amino acids.